UCUGGCUCAUUGUUCUAUCUCUGGUACUAGUUUAAAUCGCACCAGUUGCACAAAAGUAAUGCUUCUCCAGCUGGUGUUGUAUGGCCACAACACCGCCCUCAAGUGGCUGGUGCAAAAUAUAACUUAUUUUCUGGUUGAGAAUUCAAACGCCGUUCGACAGGGACAAAUUAUGUCGCGUACGUAACGGUUUGAACUAGCUGUUCAUUUCACAAGUUCUGGAUCAACUGCUAUAUGAUUCCCGUCGUGUUCUCGGCCAACAACGGGGAAAGAUGCCACAGAAAACGCUGGGAUCCAUUGUAGGUCUGCUUUGCACCGGGACCUGGUUGGUACAGGGAAAGGAAUUCUGUUUUGGAGUGAACAAUGAGCAAUACCGGUGUGAGAUGGGCUACUGCUGCGGGGAGACCGAGUGCUGCACUUACUACUAUGAGCUGUGGUGGUUCUGGCUGGUGUGGACCCUCAUCAUAAUGCUGAGUUGCUGCUGUGCCUACCGUCACCGUCGGGUCAAGAUGCGGCUGCAGCAGGAGCAGCGCCAGCGCGAAAUCAGCCUUAUGGCCUAUCAGGGAGCUUCUAGUUCUUUCAUCUCCCCUCCACCCCUCAACUUGAGGUUCUGGACAGACUGCAAGCUUCCUGACUAUGAAGAGGUGGUGGGUCAUCCCCCGACUCCCCCUCCGCCUUACUCCGAGAUCCCCCCAGAGACCACCCCUCCCAUCCUACUGCCCCCCAUCCAAUCAGAAGCUGCUGUGGUGCUGGAGCCCCCAACAGAGGACACUCCAAGAGAGGAGCAGGCCGCUAGUUCCUCAGCAGAACAGGAAUCCGCAUCUGCUCCCAGCCAAUCAGAACAACCGGUGGAAGAAGAGCUGCUGACCCGGCGUAGGCAUGUGACUGGCGACUCGGGGAUCGAGGUGUGUGUGUGCCAACUGGACGAGGGCUCUGGGCCGGAAGAGGACGAGGAGCAGCUGUGUCAGGGGGCCAGGGGGGACUGCUGCUCUGCCUCUGAGCACCACCACAUCAUCAGACACAAAGAGAGAACCCCAGGGCCUCAGCCCAAGGGCCAGACCGCCAGCACCGGAGACCGCCUGGUCUGAGCUCCACCACCAACCACCCAGAGGCUGCUGCUGCUGCCGGAUGUGCGCUUUAGGGAGGGAGAGCCCUUGUCAUCAUUACAAUAACCCAGACACCACCAGCAAAUGAAAUGCCCCACAACGACUCACCAAAUGAACCAGGUUGUCCUGCUCUUUGACAUGCUUGUCAGUUAUGAUCCAUAAAAUGACGCCAAUGAUGACAAAGAAGUUUAUUUGAAAGAUGUUUCGUUUGGCUAUUGGUUUAAUUCUUUAAUACCCAUGGAUGGUCCCUCGUCUGCUUUGUUUAGUUCUUGCAAUGGUGAUGAUGAGAAAAUGCCAACUUCUAGAGAUCUACCAAGUGGCAAGGAGAGGUGCUGAUGCUGGCACAGAAUUGACUACAUCUACCCACCCACUUGUCCCUCACUCUCCCACCCAACUGUCUGGCCUGGACAUUUUUCCUUUGGUCCUUCUAACAUUUCACCUCUGUGGGGACAGGGCAGGAUGGCAUACCACCAUGGUCACCAAUCCCUAGGCCCCAGCACAUAGGGGCCAAAACAUAAGAUGAUGCUACCAGACACAGUCCUGACCAGGGGAUACAAACUGUUACGGAUAGAACUCGUUUUGUUUUUGCAGGGGUUUGUGUGUGUACUGUGUAAUCUAGGACACAGCUGAAAAGUGAUGUCACCCCUGAGGUAAUCUUAGCCUGCAUCUGGUUUCUUUGUGGAGUGACAGCAGGGCUAUUUGCAUCCAGAGAAAAGGCUGGGAGGUGAAGAUGUGCCUGUCUCUUAUAGCGUCUCUCUCUGAACUGUGUCCCAAUAACAUCAGACUCCACCCCGCCUACACCCCCCUCUACCCAUCCCUCAUGUCUCCACCAGUACUCCGGUCAACACUUGGCCAGACUGAAAGGUAUUGAAUGGACGUUUUGAUGUGAUCUCUUGUCUGACUGGCCAAGUGAACAGAAGACGUGACAAUAUCCCAUCGCUGUGCCUGCAACUUGGUAUCUAUAAAAAGCAUUGUGGUGGUCGACCGUGUAUGUGUUUCCCAGACCGGCGGUGAAAUAACGUGGCGUGUGUGUGUGGUGGGGUCAGCAGUAUUUUGAAGGACUGACAGUCUCACCGAGCGGUAAGGGGUAUGUUGUUGGGAUUAAAAGUACAAACCAGAGGAGGGUGGGAAGACUGAAGGUUCAGCAGUGUAGUACUUUGUCCUGUAUCAUUUUCUUGUCUUUUUAUUACUUCUCUAAAACCUGCUUUAGCUGAGGCCACCAUAACCCACAUCAAUGGCAAAGAAUCUCUUAUCCAAGGGAUGCUGUGAGUGGAGUAGUGUAGUCUUAUUUAGUGUAUCCUCAGUGUCCUGGCCCCCGGUGUAAGUUAGAGCACUCAACUCACCAGGCUUUAGACCACUUUUUAUUUAUAUAUAUAUACUAUAUAUAUAUAUAUAUAUAUAUAUUAGAGGGCAUGAGUAAUUUGUGUAGAUGUGUGUUCUGAUUUGUCCUGUCAGCAACGGUGUGUUUUCGGGCACGUGUUUCAUAUAGUCUACUACUCCCAGGCCCCGAGCUGAAAAUGAUGAAUCGCUGCUGUUUUUACCCAGCAGCAGCAGCCGGAGUCAGAUGGUGGCACUCGGACGGAGUGAACCAACGUUUAAGUAUAGACACCAUGUAUCUAGUUUCAUCAUGUUAUGACUUUGCACUGGGCCUGCAAUGUGCUGUUGCAUACUCCCUUGGCUUGCAGUGGUGUGAACAUUGUAGAAGCAAUGUGACAGAUUUGUGUUGGUAUUUUCCAUUCAGUGGGAUGGGGUUGGCUUUGCAGUGUUAGUGCAGCUGCACACUGUUAUGAUAAACCAGUGAUGUGCGUUGCUUGCCCAGCAUGUGUCGAAGCGUAGCCGUAGAAUCGGGGAGUGUGAGUUUUAUUCUUCCGUUCCACCUAAAAUAAGAAGCACAAAUGUCCAGCUGCCUUGGGUGUGUGUUUUUAAAUGGCAGUGAUAGUGAUAUGAUAGUUUUAUUUAGGGUAUUGAGUUGCUUUCAUGCAGCACUUAUUGAUCAAGUAGGUUAUGGACUGAUGCACUGUUUAUUAUUUCACUGCUAAUGAAAAAGGACAGACUCAAAGACAUUAAUUUCAACUAUCAAUCAAUAAGUUGUCUGUCUUCAAGUGUUAAGUCUUGACACUAUAAAAGUAAUGCUGGAAAGUCAGGAUAGGACAUGCACUCAGACUCACCUGCUCACAUUAGGACACUAACAUGUUUUUGAUAAGACAUCAUAAGUUGCCUUGGUAGGUUGCUAGGGAACAGACAUGACAUGAGGCUCAAGGUGCACCACAACAGAGGGGUAUCUUACGAAGCAGGUUUGAGGAGUUGGUGAGGUAACUUUGGUAAACCCUGAGUUCAACUCGGGAUAUCCAGUCAUACGAAAGUGGCUCACAUAGAAUCAGGAAUUAGAAUACUAGGAUCUCUAUGGUGGCUCAACUUUGAGCCAGGUACAUUUCUAUGGCAACGAAUCCUUCAGCACUAACCUGCUCUGGUGUAGGCUAACUCCACUUAUCAUGAAUGAAAUGACUGGGCUGUGAGUUGAGGACCAUGAAAUCAGAUUCCCUCCCACUUGCAAAGAUUGUGUCAUCAUCCCCUUCAUUUGAGGGAGAUGACUGAUUUUAAAUAUUAUCCAUGGUCGUAGUACAGAGGAAGCCUGUGAUGUAAUGUGAAGCUAACUGAAGCUGGUUAGCUUUAGAAAACCCUGAGUAGAUCUAGCUUGCUUUGUAGGAUACCCCUCAGAAGGCAUAUGAACACUCAUUUUAAGUGCUCCUUCUGAGGCAUAAGGAAAUAAAUGCCUUCCUGUGGCAUGGUGGUAAAAUGUAGUUAGGGACAGGUAGACUAAAUGUGUUUUGGUGUCUUGUGUUUGAAGAGUAGGUGAUUAUAUUCCAGACUUGUGCUUUGGAAGAAAGCUAAAAUGUUUGAGCCCCCCCAUGUUUGAAGCAUGGUGUGCAUAGUUUCUUCUAGUCCAGAGGAGUCCUUUUAUACAGAUGGAGUCCGAAGUGUAAAAUUAUCUCAGAGUCUGACAUAUCGAUCGGCUCAACUUAUUCUAGAAUGUGGUUAUGAGUUGCAAGAAAUGUAUCCGAGUGAAACCACAAGACGAGAUCAUAUGUUGUAGAAACUGGCCUGUAGAAUAGGCAACAUUUAUUAAGUCAGAAAGCUUGUGUAUGUCAUUUAAAAAUGCCAUUGGCUUCUCCCUGGUUAUCUGUGGUUAUAUUGAUCACUUUUUUUUCCCCCCACCCCCAUUUUUCUUUAGUUAUCAUUAUUUUUAUUUCAAUGAUAUGAUCUAGAUAAGUUUGAUAUUUGAACUGACCUGAAAUUAUGUUAAAUUAGUACCAAACAAAAUGAUGUUAAGAAAUCCUUUGUUAUAGUUUUUCUUGUGCUCAUAUGAGAUGUUUGUUUUUUGAAUGGUUGGGGGGGGGGGUGACAAAUGUAGAUGCUAAAGUGAAUUUAUUUUUAUGCAAUAUAGAUAAAUUAAGAUUAUUAUGGUGAGAGGGUGUUUCAUGUUUCUGAAUAAGAAAAUGGGGACCCAUAGUUUCAGUCCCAUUGCUCACUACUUACUGGGCAAACUCUUGUUUGGCUUUCACAUGUUUACCUAGAUAAAGGGCUAUCAGUCAGUCAUGGACAAACACCCAUCCAUUUCAUUAAUCUGCUCUGUAAUUUUCCUCUUACCUACAGUUGCAGACACCGGCGAUAUGUGAACGUAAUUCUUUGGACAUCUGUAGUACUCGUGUGAAUAAUGGCCGAUUUUGUAUAUUUUCAAGCAUCUUUUGCCUUUUUGUUCCUUGUUCGCUUUUGUUUCAAUGUUCACAGAGGUGCGUGAAGCUCUUAUCCCUCGCUCGGUCUCUUCUUUCUCUCAAACCCCCACCCAGUCCCCUAUGGCCUUUCACCAUAUACCAGCACAGAGGGCACAAGCUAGGAUCAGUGUCAGGUUGGGUAUGUGGUCCCCGAUGAGGUAACUAGCCCCAGGUGUGAUAGUGAUGGGGGCUUUAGCCAUGGCUCAUUGCAUCCCUCUGGACCAUGAGACACCACUCCCCCCCCCCCCCCCCCCCCCCUGCCGGGGGCCCGACCAUUCCGAGCGUGGUAACAGAAACUGCAUGGCAACCCACACCAAUGUUUGUCUUUGAGGUGGGGUUUUGCCUCUGCAUAUAUCAUCCUUAAGAUCAUGCAGGAACAAUUAUCUUUUGAGAUUGUUUGCCUGUACCUAAACAAUUACUGUACUCAAGCCACACGUGUUGUCUCAUACACUCAUACAUGCGAUCCUAUUGUCAUGAAUAGAAUAUAUAUUUUUUUAAUGGGCAUCAGUAUUUGGCAUCUUUCAGAAUCUACCAUUAGCACCAGUGCCAUCAGUUGUCAGUUUCAUUUACCUUGCUCACUACACCAAAGGCCUCCUUUCACCCUAAGUUGUUCCCCUCUUUUCUGCUCCAUGCGCCUCUGUAAUGUACUGUAACUGACUAGCCUAUGCAAAAAAACAAACCCAUUGAUAUAUAUGCUGCAAUAACUCUUCUGUGUGGUUGCCAGUACAAGCAAUAUUACUCUCAGUACAUGUCGCAAGUGUACCUCAGUUUAUAUUUUGUUUUUAUUGCUACUAUGGUGUGUUUCGUGUGUAUGCUUUGAAAGUAAAUGUGUAUAUCUACAUGUUACCUCUUGGUGGGUUGGGGGAGAAAAGAUAAGCCAUUCUAGUUAAAUUUGUCUUUUGUUUCUGUUAGUCUUUAGUGACAUGGAUAGAAGUACAGUCUGCUGUCAUUCUGAGCUAAGAAUAUUACUCCUGCUUAUUAUGUAGAAAAAAUACAUCUGUUUAACUUUGUAAAGUAAAGGUGUGUUUAGAAUUAUUUUUGUUGUAUUAAUGCUAUUUAAUCUCUCCUCAGACUAAUAUUAUUCUGUUUGUCCUGUGGGUACCAUUGCCACUGUUCCACCCCUUGUGUAUUGCGCUGUCAUGGUGUAUUUGUAAACAGUGACAUGGCUUGUUUUUAUUGUAUUUGAGACAUUUUCAGUGACUACUUAACAGUUGCCUUCUCUCCUUGAUUGCCCAACCUUUUGAUAUAGAAGAUAGUGAAUGUGACCUUUUUUAUCAAGUAUGGAAGCCAAUCUAAUCCCAGUGCUAGAUAACCGAGUGGAGAAAAUGAUCAGGUCUCUUAAAUGGGUUGUUUAGGGUACACCUCCGCUAGCCCAGGAGUUAGUUUUAGAUGAUCUCUCACUAAGGGGUGGGUUGCACUUGUAAUCAUACAUCACCAAGGCAACAAUGUACUCGCAACAUAAUCUAAGGAUGCUCUGUUUAACCAACAUGUAACCCAGAUGUUUCUUUCAUUUCUCCCUCAACCGUAGAUAAUGUCAAGCGGAUGUUGUGGCUGAUGGGGUAUGUAGAAAGACUUUGCAAAAACAAACACCCACACUAGAGAAGGAAGCGGUCGACCACAAUCAGACUUUCGUGUUCUUUUUCCUAUUGAGAUCAAGCCCCCCCCCAAAAAACACAUUUGUGGUACAUUUGAAUGCUUUGGUUUAGUAGGGGGUCUGCUGUGUACUGUUGGGUCAUUUGGAUUUUAUUUUUGUAUAAUAAAACAAACAUUGGCACUGUU
Salvelinus fontinalis (brook trout) is the source of this 6655-nucleotide messenger RNA. RefSeq names its product WW domain-binding protein 1-like. The transcript has 4 exons. Bases 270 to 1085 code for a protein of 271 amino acids. NCBI's taxonomy places the organism in Eukaryota, Metazoa, Chordata, Actinopteri, Salmoniformes, Salmonidae. The record is from RefSeq and is a predicted model, not a curated record.